AUGUCCUUCCGCAUCCGCUAUCUCUUUUCGUACAGAGAGCUCUCCUCGGGUGUUCGGUACCUUUCUGUCGCUGAAUACUUCCCUCUGAGUCGUCUGGAGCUGUGGAGCAAGGAUGGCGUUCACCUGAGCGACAGUCCUGGGAUGGAGGUUCUUGCCCAGCUGCUGUGGGUUGCCACCUACACGCAGCUGGAGGCAAGUGAACCGAAAUCUCCAGCUCCUGUGACGGCCUCCCCUCCCCCGGUCAGAAGUUCCCCCCCUCCUAGGCUGGUGGUGGUCGGCGAGGUGGCGUCUCCACGUCCUUCCAACCCCUUCGAAUGGACACUCGUGGAAGGUGGCCAGAAGCAGCAGGUCCAGGGUGAUGUCAGUCCACACACCAGCAAGAGGAUGGUUGACCAACAGGGAGACCUGCUGGACUCUUCCAUUCCUCCAAAUCCUGUGUGGUUCAGCCCGGCGUUGCUGGAGGAGAUGGAACGGAUCGUCCCCUCGUCUGGCUGUGACUUCCUGGAACCCACUUGUGCUCCGAAGGGGAAGAAGACCAAGGGAGCGCUGCCUGAGAAGACCAGGCCCGUCCGCCACCAGCCAAGGAGAGAAGUCCCUCCGACUGAGGACUGUGCGCUGGAACCUGCCGUUUGCGGUUCACCAGUCCGGUCUGUGAGGGCUACACAUUCCCAGGCGGACAGGAAAUAUGGUAUUUAUUCACGUAACCAUCAGUGUGCAUGCAUGGCUCUGACCUUUUUGGCUUAUCACAAUGAGGGGUUGCAGUUUGACAAAGUGUUACUUGACAGAGUGCUUGAAAAAGGAGAUGCACUGUAUGUUGGUACAAAACAGCAGCUCAUGUUGGAUGGUACAUUUACUGACGAUCACUUGACAGUGGAAGAGAUGCCCAAGCAGGUAUUGAUGGACAGGAACAUCUACACUGUACACACAACAGGUAUUAGAGUUGGUUUUGUCUUCCGACAUAAUGACAGCCCUCCAACAUCACGACGCUUGGGUUUGGAUCUUGCCUCACAACUGGAGUGCCUGUGUGAAAAUGUGACCCAUGCUUUCCUUCUGGUCACUCCAGAGUUCAUUGCGGUUUUCCGUGACAGAGACGGCAGGUUUGGAGUUUUCGAUUCUCACUCACGGAAUUCAGCAGGCCUCCCCCACUCGAACGGAACAGCAAUAAUGAAGACGUUUAGCAACUUGACACUCAUGGUUCAGCAUAUUUACAAACUCUUUCAAAACCGUGGGCCCCGUGCCACUUAUGAGUUUGUACCAGUAGGGUUUGUCAAUGAUUUUGAUGAUGCCCCUCCUCCUGCCUUGGACUCUGUGAAUAUUUCCCCUGGACCCACAGAAGCAAGACCAGAGGUGCAAAAACCAGAGAGCACUUCUGACAAAGAGGAAAUGCCACCUUGGCUUUGCGAUGUAGCCAAUGCUGUAGAGGAAACCUUCCCAACAGUCCCAGAUGUGUCCAAAAUGCCUAAAGCCAGGAGACAAAAAGUAAAGCAAAGGAUUCAAGCACAGCUAGGACACAGUUUACCUAGAAAGAUAAAACAAAGCACAUCCCAAAAAGAAAGGUGUGAAUUUUGUCCAGCAUUCAAGUUAAGUAAACUACAAGCCUUAAAAAAAACGUAUGUCCUUAAACAACAGCAAAGGAAGGACAACAUCACCAACAGAUACAAGAAUGAUCCUGCUUUUCGUUGGAGACAAAUUAAUUAUGUCAAGGAAAGAUACAAAACUGAUCACACCUUUAGGACAAGACAAAAAACGUACAUGGGGCAGCAUCAAAGAGAGAAAUACAGCAAGGAUCCUUUGUACCAAAUCCGAAAAAGAGAGUAUAUCAGAACACGUUACAGCAGCAAUCCCACCUACCGCACCCGACAGAAAAGAUAUGUGACGUAACAAUACAGCAAGAAUCCCACUUACGGCACCCGACAGAACAAAUACGUGACAGAAAAAUACAGCAACAAUCCCACCUACCGAAGCCGCCAGAAAAUGUACAUUAACGUAAGAUACACAGAUCCCGAAUUCAGAGCCGGGCAGAAAACACUCAUGAGUAAAUAUAUGAGGGAAAAGUAUCAUACCAACUUAGCGUUUUGGGUUCAACAUAUUAAAAAAUGUGCCAUCAACAAAAAGCUAAGGCUGUCAAAGGAAGCGCUUUCCAAAGAUUGGACAAUGCGGUGUGCUCUGCGAAUUCGUAGGAAAUACAGGAGGAACUUUGGCCACCACCAGGAAGCUCCAAAGCCUCAGAUCA
Molecule: messenger RNA, 2233 nt
Organism: Fundulus heteroclitus (mummichog)
Lineage: Eukaryota; Metazoa; Chordata; Actinopteri; Cyprinodontiformes; Fundulidae
Exons: 7
Coding region: 1-1881 (626 amino acids)
Source: RefSeq, a predicted model, not a curated record